Molecule: messenger RNA, 552 nt
Organism: Saccharomyces paradoxus
Lineage: Eukaryota; Fungi; Ascomycota; Saccharomycetes; Saccharomycetales; Saccharomycetaceae
Gene: MRPL32
Product: mitochondrial 54S ribosomal protein bL32m
Exons: 1
Coding region: 1-552 (183 amino acids)
Biological process (GO): translation
Cellular component (GO): mitochondrial large ribosomal subunit
Molecular function (GO): structural constituent of ribosome
Source: RefSeq, a predicted model, not a curated record
AUGAAUUCUUUGAUCUUUGGUAAACGAUUAACACUUCACAAAAUUGUGCCUGCCAAUGUAAUUGGAUGGUUAACGCCGUUGGGGAAUCCUUCACUGCUGGCUCCAGGCCAAAAACAACUGGGAUCUAUCAAUCGUUGGUUGAAAGAAAAGCUCCAAGGAGAUCAUAACGAAACUGAAAAUGAAGAUUUUUUCUCCAGUAAUGGUAUACUACUAGCAGUCCCUAAAAAAAAAGUAUCACACCAAAAAAAAAGGCAAAAACUUUAUGGCCCGGGCAAGAAGCAAUUGAAGAUGAUUCAUCACUUAAAUAAAUGUCCAUCAUGUGGCCAUUAUAAGAGAGCCAAUACACUAUGCAUGUAUUGUGUUGGACAAAUACGUCAUAUAUGGAAGACGCAUACCGCUAAAGAAGAAAUUAAGCUGAGACAAGAGGAAGAACUUUCUGAAGUAGACCAAAGGGUCUUAUACCCUGGUAAAAGAGAUACUAAGUAUACCAAGGAUUUGAAAGAUAAAGAUAACUACUUGGAACGUCGCGCUCGGACUUUAAAGAAGGAGUAG